AUGAAUUGCGAGACGAAAAGCACAAUCAAGUCCAAAGCUGCCGAAGCAAAAGCAGUCAUCUUCAUCUCUGACGACGAACAUGAUAAAUCUAAGCCUUGCACUUCGGCUCGCCCCAUCGUCUCCUUUGGACCCAGCAGCACCAUCAUUAAUAGUGGGAGCGAUAGUGACGUCGAGCCUUGUUUUGAGAGGUCUCUCAAGUCUACGGCUAAGUCGUCACCUCGCCCUUCAUGUACCACCAAUUCGAACAAGCGUUCUUUUACUUAUCAAUAUACCUCAGAGAAAGUGCCGGAGCAAAAAUCUAAGCGACACGCAUCAUCUAAAAUUCCGGAGGCUAAUCACUCGCCGCCGAUUUACCAAACCGGUGGUCUGAAACCUAUAACACCCUCAUCGGCCAUCAAAUCGUCUAUGAAUGCGUCCUUGGUAUUUGACAUGGUAACUUCACUAAGUACGAAUGAUCCGGGGGCAGCUAUCGCGACAUUGAGAAGCGUUGUGGUACUCGGUAGAGAGUAUCCGUCGGAUCUACUUUAUGCUGAACUCAUUGACCGUAUUCAAAGUCAUGAAGCUAUUGCGUAUAAUGACGCUGUGGCAAUUUACGGGGCGCUUGUGUUUGUGUUUGACAAGGCGGUAUCUUGCAGCUGUGCUCCAACAUUUCCAAACCAGUGGGAGCCAUUGGCAACAGCAUUACAGGAAGUGAGUGGCAAUGGACGAGUAGGGAUCGACGGGAAACCUCAAAAAGACGAGCACUGGCGGCGCAACUUGCUUGUUGUUCAGUUUCUUAUCUAUUGUUUUCAGCAAGAUAUGUUUGCGUGUCGUUUGCGAUACGAGCGUCUGGAAGGUAAAGCGUGGCUUUUUCACACUCGACUAUUUGCGUUGUUGCAGAGUGAUCUUACCACUUUGGGAUCGGCGAAAGCAAGAUCAAAAUCACGAAUCAAGUCCACCAAAAUGCGCAAUAACAAUCUUAUAUUUUGCGCGAUCGGUUGGGGACUACAGCUAUGGAAACGCGUGUACGAUGAUGAGGAUCAUGAGAAGAAAAAGAAGGUCAAAAAUAGCGAGAAAGAUAACAAAUCGAGCUUGUUUCUUCGGCAGGAAGGCGAACAGGCUUGUUUGUCAGUCAUUCGUCUUAUUGAAAUGCUCUACAUGUGCACAGACCAACAUAUGAAUGCGUUACAGCGUGUCCAAGUAGGUUUGGGGGAACUAAAACGGCCCACCCGCAUCAAAUUUGCACAGAGUCUUCAACUCCCUGCUCUGCGGACGCAACUAUCAUCUACCAUGAUCGGGCUAUCAAAUAAAUCUAGAAAUACCGAAACGGAAUGGUAUGAGUGUAAUGCCCUUGGACGUGUCGAAUUGGCGAUGAGUUCAAAUUAUAACAGUGAUCUCACACACACUGAUGGCUACUCCUGGUCUCACUUUGACAGUUUUCUUGGUCUGGAGCCGCAAAAUAAUUUGACUGAUCUACUCCAAGAAAUCUCACGCAUGCAGCACCAAUAG
Plasmopara halstedii is the source of this 1488-nucleotide messenger RNA. Its product is annotated as ptype atpase. The record is from RefSeq and is a predicted model, not a curated record. The coding region runs from base 1 to 1488 and encodes 495 amino acids. Lineage: Eukaryota; Oomycota; Peronosporomycetes; Peronosporales; Peronosporaceae. The transcript is spliced from 3 exons.